Zalophus californianus (California sea lion) is the source of this 1377-nucleotide messenger RNA. RefSeq names its product HEXIM P-TEFb complex subunit 2 (gene HEXIM2). Lineage: Eukaryota; Metazoa; Chordata; Mammalia; Carnivora; Otariidae. Gene Ontology annotation, biological process: negative regulation of transcription by RNA polymerase II; negative regulation of cyclin-dependent protein serine/threonine kinase activity. The record is from RefSeq and is a predicted model, not a curated record. Gene Ontology annotation, cellular component: cytoplasm; nucleoplasm; nucleus. Gene Ontology annotation, molecular function: cyclin-dependent protein serine/threonine kinase inhibitor activity; 7SK snRNA binding.
AUGGUGGGUUCACCCGGCUCUCCGCCCUCGGGGCCUCCAGCUGCCUGCCACGCCAGAAGGACGCGCGGCCAGAGCUGGGACCUCCGCCCUCCCCCGCGGCGCCAGUCUUUGGAAUCUGGCGUCGCCCCCACCUCGCCCGUCAAAGCUGGGGCCCCGCAACGCUGGGCCCCGCCGCCAUACCCAGGCCGCAUGGGGCUAAUCGUUGACGAAAGUGAAAAUAUUGGCAGGCAGUUUGACCAGUCAAAGAAGGCAUCGGUGAGCGCGGGCCGCCACUCGCGCAAGGGCAGAUGGGUUUUGGAGUUCUCGAAGCAUCUGCUGAAAGAUCUGGAGCAGAAGAAGGUGGCUACUCCGAACCAGACCAACUGUAAUACAGAGUCACCAGCAGCCCUGGAGGAGGCCAAGACCCGUGGUGCUCCUGGGAGCCCCCAAACAGCCCCCACUCCCGACCCUGGUAGUUCCCUGCCCCUGACACCCCCGAGAGAGUGCCCCUCAGAGGAAGAAGAUCCGACUGGGGCUGGCAGUGGCCUGGGCUGUAGGGGCUCCCGGACCCAGAGCCCAGGGGGCAGCUCUGCCGAAGCCCCAUUGGGCCGGAGGAAGCCCCGCAGGAGGCCUUCCAAGCGCAAACGCCACCGGCGGCCCUACCUGGAGCUGAGCUGGGCCGAGAAGCAGCGGCGGGAUGAGAGGCAGGGCCGGAGGGCCUCCCGGGUCCGCGAGGAGAUCAAAGGCCAGCCCGUGGCGCCCUACAACACCACCCAGUUUCUGAUGAACGGCCGCGCCCCUGAGGAGCCCAACCUGGAGGUGCCCCACGGGGCCUACCCCCCCCCCCCCCCGGGCUCCAGCCCGGAGGGCGACGGGCGCUGCCGGGCUCACGGCGAGUUCCAGCAGACGGAUUUCUCCGAGGCCUACGAGCGCUACCACACGGAGAGCCUGCAGGGCCGCAGCAAGCGGGAGCUGGGUCGGGACUACCUGGACCUGGAGAGGCGGCUGUCGCAGGCCGAGGAGGAGACCCGGAGGCUGCAGCAGCUGCGGGGGUGCGCCGGCCGGCAGCCCCGCCGCCGGGCGGAGGAGCUGACCGCUGAGGUCGAGAGGCUCCGGACCGAGAACCAGCGCUUGCGGCAGGAGAACGCCCUGUGGAACCGAGGCGGCGGCCCCUAAGGGGGACCCGACCCCUCAGCCAGGAUGCCCCGAGGACCAGGUCCCAUUUCAUCACGCGCUCAGGCCGGCUGCCGCUCGGGGAGGCAGGUGACAGAUGAAAACCACUGCCAGCACCCCUGUGCCCCCUGAGAACUGGGAAAGUAGGUUCAGCCUUCCACCUCGUCAUUUCCCUAAUUUGUUCUUUGAUGUCUUAUUUUUCACAAAGAAAUUAAAUGAUAUUCA